GCUAUGUAUGGUGACUCACACAACAUGUGAUUCGCCAGGAGGCCACGCCCCUCCCUGACAGCUGCCAGCGUUACCCGCGCCUCUUCCUGUUGUGGGCGGGGCUAGGGGAGGGUCGGUGGAGACGUCGCCAUUCUAGGCGGCCAACGCUGAGUGACGGGACCGGGGACAGGCAGGCCGCCGCCACAGCACAGCCAGCCCGGGAGGCGCUCCGGGGAACAAUGGCUGUCGAUAGCAGCAAGUUCAACCACCUGACGCUUAGUCAGCUCAAUGAGCUUCUGGAAGAUGACGCCAAGCUGGGGAAGAUGGCCCAAGAGAUGGAUGAGGCUCAGAAUGUGCAGCUCAACAAGGAAAUGACACUUGCUGGGAACAGGAGUCUAGCAGAAGCAAACCUGCUCUACCAGCCCAAGCUGGAAAACCUAAAAGCCACCCUCACCCAGCGAUACCAAGAACUGCAGACUAUUAUGGAAGCCCAUCAAUUAAAGAAGACAAAGCUGGAUCAACAGUCUGUUAAUGCAUCACUGGAAACAUUAUUAGCACUUCUACAGACUGAAGGAGCCAAGAUCGAAGAGGAGACGGAGAAUAUGGCUGAAAGCUUUCUUGAUGGCGGUAUCCAGAUGGAUUCCUUUGUUGACGAGUAUUUAGCAAAGCGCAAAUUAGCACAUUUACGGCGUGUGAAAAUUGAGAAACUUCAAGAGAUGGUGUUGAAAGGACAGAGACUCCCCCAGGUUUCUAUGCAGCCACAAUCAAGACCACCUGAACCCGUCCAGGCCCCUCCAUUGUCAUAUCCAGCUGCUUUCAAUACUCCACCUGCAGUCAUGCCUAGAAGAGCUGUUCCACCACCGCCUCCUGCGCAAGCUGGAAUGUAUCCAACUCCUUUUGCAAUGGCUGCACAACAGGCUCAGCCUGGGCUCCCAUACGCAGCUUCUCCUUGCCCUCCUAUUCCCUCACGGAUAGGAUAUCAGCAUCAAGGUCAGAUGCCUCAGCAUGGCUACCCACCAUACACACCUCAGUAUCCCCCAGCUGUUCCUCAAAGACCACCUCAACGGCUGCCACCAAACCCUGGCUUCAUUUUGUAGUGAUACAGCAUGAGUUUUCCUCAGUCAAACAUUGGUGCUCCCAACUUUACACUAAUCUCUUGUUCUGUGCGCUGGAUAUGUAUGAAAUGUAUACAUAUUUACAUAUACAGCAAGCCACAGGACUACUGUUCUUAAAAAUAACUGGCCACUGGUACUGUCUCUGUUCAGGACAAUGAUAGACUAUUUGGCUUGUAAACUCCUUUUUUGUGUUCUGGGUGGUUGGAGAGAGAUUUUGUAGGUUUAGGUUGAAAACCAAAUGUGCAGCCAGAACAGCGAUAACAUCAUGGAGAGGAUUUCUACUUCCUGUGCCACUGUGUUGCUUUUUAUCCAUGUUGAAUUAUACUUGUGAAUGCUGCAUUGGAAUGAACAGUUCACUUGUGUCACAGCCAUUGGUAACAUUUAAAAUCAAGUUCCAGUGUAUGAGAGAGAUCAAGAAAAAAUGCAUUGAUCCAUUGCCAAAAAUCCUCAGGUUCUCUGUGACCUAAGAAGAAGCCUGUGCAGAAAGCUGAACAGUGAGGUUUGCACUGCAUAUCUUGUACCCGAUUUUCAAUGUGUCUAACAAUAACUUAAUAAAAGAACAAAAGAUCAUAGUAAUGUUACCGUAAAAUACCUAGGACAUUAAUAGGAUCAUUCAGGGAUUAGAAUGUUACUAAAUCUGUAAUGUGUAGACUAAAUGCAGAUUGCGUGGAUGCAAAUUUUUUAUUUUUUGGUCUGACAGCGAUGCAUUUUGUAACUUAUGCACGUGGCUUUGAUGUGCCUUAGACUAACUGCUUACUCCUGGACUCUUAUCUGAUCUGCACAUUGCUUGGCUAGGAUUGCUAGGAAGUGCUGCAUUUAUUCUAAAAGUUCAGUUGCAUGAUCUGCAGCUGUCGUCCUUACAUGAUGGAAUAGAAUUUUCUUCACUUUCUACCUUAAGGCUAGGGCGACAUGGUGACGUUGGCUGGGCAUAAUUGUGAUCACAAUGUCAUGCUGUAAAAUCACAGAUGAUGUGAAUGUUAUUGUGUUGUGGCUGUGAUAUGGCAGAAAUGCAGACCUGCUGGAUGACAACUUGACCACAUUCAAUUCUAGCAGCGAUCGAAGAGAUGCCUUGUAGCCCUAGCCAUAAUGAAGUUUAGGAAGAGGUAAAUGGAAACUGCUGUUUUAUUUAUGCAAAUUGUCAAGGGCAUGGCCAUUUACUGCCAGUGGUCAUUCUUGAUAUGCUAAGCUAGUGUUUUAUAGUCACUUUUUAUUGGCAGCCAAGUAGAUAUAAAGAAUAGGUUCACUUUUUGAACAUAAUUUUACAAUUUGUCUGGAUGCAAACACCAUAAAGUUGAGUAAAUAAAUUACUCGUAAUACAGGCAGGAACUGAGUGCAUAAGUCAAAACUGCAGUCUUGAUUCUGCUGGUUAAUAAUACCUUAAGGCUGCAAUGCCCUGUGCUCCAUUUCACUUUUGUUUGUACAUUAUAUCGCACAAUGCAAAUCACAGACUUUAAAAAGGCAAAAUGAGCUGUACGAUUGCAGCUCCUUUAAAGGGGUACUCCCACCCUAGACAUCUUAUCCCCUAUCCAAAGGAUAGUGGAUAAGAUGUCUGAUCUCAGGGGUCCCGCCGCUGGGGUCCCCCGCAGUAUUGCAUGCGGCACCCACCUGUUUUUUUUUUUUUUGUCCGGAAGCGCUGGAGGGUCUGAGUCGCGACUACGGGAACGGAAGUCCGUGACGUCAGGACUCCGCCCCCGUAUGAUGUCACGCCCAUCCCCUCAAUGCAAGUCUAUGGAUAGGGGAUAAGAUGUCUAGGGUGGGAGUACCCCUUUAACAUGCAGAUUUGUGAUUGCAGCUGUGGAGUACAGACCGAGGAUCCGUACAAGAUAAGAAACCCUGUAGAUUCAAACCUUUUGAUUAUAUGGUGAAUCUACAAGUGCUGUGGAAAAGGAAGGGUUACAUUUUAAGGUAGGGUAAAGCCAUAUGUUUUAAGCAUUUCUAGAACCAGUGUGAACAGGGUUGGUGUCACAUUGCACUACUGUUGGAGCACAACUGCUUUCAAAAUUCAUUGUCUGUAUCCUGUCCAUUACACUCUAACAUUUUAUUUGUACAGGGUAUCGUUGGCGGUUUGUAUCUUUACCUGUGAUGUGGUCUAUACAGCACCAAGAUGCUCUUAUUUACAACCUGUUGUCAUAAUAUCCAUUCAUGGCUUUAUAUAUUUGUAUUUCAUGGCUCAUUAAAGAUCUUACUGUGUAUAUAGAAAAAAAACAGACAAUACUGUAAUGCAAAUAAUAUUCAAACCUAUUCUAUAGAAGCCACUGAAGUCCACCCACAUUGUAGCCAGAAGCAUUUGACCCUUCCAUUACACCACUUCUGCAUUGAAGACCAAAAGGGUUUGUGGUGUCUAAACCAGGAGUCUGAUCGAGUUAGAUGCUUUAUUCAGAUACUCUGUUCCCUCCAUGCAGACACUAGUACAUGUUUUAUAGUGUAAAAUGUAAUGUAAAGGUUUAUGUUAACUAAUAACUGCAGUUGUUAAAUUACCUGGAUAUUUUCAAUAAAUUACAAACUCUAGAUUU
Hyla sarda is the source of this 3607-nucleotide messenger RNA. RefSeq names its product VPS37B subunit of ESCRT-I (gene VPS37B). The record is from RefSeq and is a predicted model, not a curated record. The transcript is spliced from 4 exons. Bases 219 to 1076 code for a protein of 285 amino acids. Gene Ontology annotation, biological process: ubiquitin-dependent protein catabolic process via the multivesicular body sorting pathway; protein targeting to vacuole; protein targeting to membrane. Lineage: Eukaryota; Metazoa; Chordata; Amphibia; Anura; Hylidae. Gene Ontology annotation, cellular component: ESCRT I complex.